AAUAUUUUUGACUGCGCCACUGCUGUCUACUGGACAGCGCCAUGUUGGAUGGGUUUUUAUAUAAACUCUGAAGGUUACACAAGACGUAUAGCAAUUUCGUAGGCAUUCAACAUGGCUAGUCUCUGCAGGGUGACCCCCAACCUGCUGUCAUCGAUUGCCAGAAAACAGGUCACUCCCCAGUUGUCUUUUGCUGUGAGGUCCAAUUCAACAGAAGCAAAAGCUGAAAAGACUGUUUUUGGCCCAUUGAAAGAUGAAGACCGAAUUUUCACCAACCUUUAUGGUCGACAUGACUGGAAACUCAAAGGAGCUAUGUCAAGGGGAGACUGGUAUAAGACAAAGGAGAUCCUCCAGAAAGGCACUGACUGGAUUCUGAAGGAGAUCACCAAGUCUGGCCUUAGGGGGCGUGGCGGUGCUGGGUUUCCUACUGGCAUGAAGUGGGGCUUUAUGAACAAGCCAUCAGAUGGAAGACCCAAGUACCUGGUGGUGAAUGCAGAUGAGGGGGAGCCCGGGACGUGCAAGGACCGGGAUAUCAUGCGACACGACCCUCACAAGUUGGUUGAGGGCUGCCUGGUGGCUGGCAAAGCCAUGGGGGCCAGGGCUGCCUACAUCUACAUUCGAGGAGAGUUCUACAAUGAAGCCUCCAAUCUGCAGAUAGCCAUAAAUGAGUCCUACAAGAAUGGCCUCAUCGGGAAAGAUGCAUGCGGCUCUGGUUAUGACUUCGAUGUGUUUGUGCACCGUGGAGCUGGGGCCUACAUUUGUGGGGAGGAAACUGCAUUGAUUGAGUCCCUUGAAGGCAAACAGGGAAAGCCCCGUCUCAAGCCUCCAUUCCCUGCUGAUGUUGGAGUGUUCGGCUGUCCGACAACUGUAGCCAAUGUAGAAACAGUAGCAGUAGCUCCGAUCAUCUGCAGGCGAGGGGGAGACUGGUUUGCAUCAUUUGGAAGGGAGAGGAACCGUGGCACCAAGUUGUUCAACAUCUCGGGCAAUGUUAACAACCCCUGCACUGUUGAAGAGGAGAUGUCUAUUUCACUCCGAGAGUUGAUUGAGAGACACGCUGGGGGUGUGAUCGGGGGGUGGGAGAACCUACAGGGAGUCAUCCCAGGGGGCUCCUCCACACCACUCAUUCCCAAGAAGGUCUGUGAUGACGUCAUGAUGGACUUCGAUGCUCUGGUCCAGGUUCAGACAGGCCUGGGAACUGCUGCCCUCAUUGUGUUCAACAACCAGGCUGAUAUCGUGCGUGGCAUUGCAAGGCUCAUGGACUUCUACAAGCAUGAGAGUUGUGGACAAUGCACACCGUGCAGAGAGGGCACUGGCUGGAUGGUAAAGGUUAUGGACAGAUUCAUGACGGGUAACGCUCAGCCGGAUGAGAUUGACAUGCUGUAUGAACUGACCAAGCAGAUUGAAGGACACACUAUCUGUGCUCUGGGUGAUGGAGCUGCCUGGCCAGUUCAGGGCCUGAUCCGUCACUACAGGCCGGAGCUGGAAAGGAGGAUGAAAGAGUUUGAGCAGAAGAAAGCUGCAAGUUCAUGAACGUGAUGACAUAUAGGAGAAUAUGUGAACUGUACAGUGUAAAUUAUUUCCAGGAGUAUUGGUGGUAUUUCAAUUUGUGUACAAAGUGGUUUAGAGAAUGAUACAGUUUAUCACAAGGUUGGCCUGGAAGACGUUAACAAAAUUGCACAACAACUGUCGUUUGUGAAUGACUAUCCAUCUAUGAAAUGGUGAUACAUUGUAUUGUCUUACUGUUACUGGUAUAGGUUUCACUACCAAGUGUGAAACUGAUGCUGAUAAAGCCGGCUCUCUAUUGAGACAUUCACCUUCUUGGUCGGCUGUACCUGUGUGUAUGAGUGUGACAUACUUAGGGCUUCACCUAGGUUUACUUAAGUAUCACUGGUGACACAAGAAUGUCCAGGGUUUACGUUGACUACACUGAGUCACUGUUAGUGAAAUAAAAUAUUGUUUUAAAAGAAAA
Molecule: messenger RNA, 1966 nt
Organism: Haliotis rufescens (red abalone)
Lineage: Eukaryota; Metazoa; Mollusca; Gastropoda; Lepetellida; Haliotidae
Product: NADH dehydrogenase [ubiquinone] flavoprotein 1, mitochondrial-like
Exons: 14
Coding region: 112-1527 (471 amino acids)
Biological process (GO): mitochondrial electron transport, NADH to ubiquinone
Molecular function (GO): NADH dehydrogenase (ubiquinone) activity; 4 iron, 4 sulfur cluster binding; NAD binding
Source: RefSeq, a predicted model, not a curated record